GGAAGUGCUUUUAUUUUGUGCCGUCCGCAGCGGAAGCGGAAGUGAUGUGUCUGCUGUGUUGCGGCGAUGAUGGCGGACAGCAGCGAUCAGUAUGAGUCGGUUCUGUGUGUGAAGCCCGAGGUUCAUGUUUACCGAAUCCCGCCCAGAAGCUCCAACCGCGGAUACCGGGCUGCGGACUGGAAGCUGGAGGAGCCCGCGUGGAGCGGACGCAUGAAAAUCACAGCUAAAGGAAAAAUAGCCUUCAUUAAACUGGAGGACAGAAACACAGGCGAGCUGUUCGCUCAGGCUCCGGUGGAUCAGUAUCCAGGGAUCGUGGUGGAGGCCGUCUCUGACUCCAGCAGGUACUUCGUCAUCAGGAUUGAAGAUGGAAACGUUUCUUCAGGGCGUCAUGCAUUCAUCGGCAUCGGUUUCGCCGAUCGCGGCGAUUCGUUUGAUUUCAACGUGGCGUUACAGGAUCAUUUUAAGUGGGUGAAACAGGAAAGUGAAUUAGCCCGACAGGAAGCGGCUCAGGUUUCAGCGCCAAAGCUGGACUUGGGCUUCAAAGAGGGUCAGACCAUCAAGAUCAACAUCGGGAACAUUAAGAAGAAAGACUCCGGCGGCGCAGCAGCAAAGUCUCGUCCGAUGGGCGGCUCUUUGCUUCCUCCUCCACCCGGAGUCAAAUCCUCUGCUCUGGUUCCUCCGCCCGCAGCGCAGCAGACGACACCCGCCACUCCGCCCAGCCCAGGGAUGAUACUGGAGUUCGGAGACCCCGCCCCCGCCGUGGCUCCGCCCUCUCAGGACCUGUGGGGUGAUUUCACGGCUGCAGGCUCCGGGUCCGCUCAGGACUCGCGGUCGGGAUGGGUGCAGUUCUAGCGAACCGACGACACACGGAGGCUGUCUUCUAUGCAAUCACGCGCAGCUGCACGGCUGAUAUCUGCUGCAUUCCAGCUGGUGUCGACUUUCAAACAUGUUUCUCAUUAGUUAUUCGCACACAUGCGAUAAAUGUCGUCAGUAUCGUUAACUUUAAAGCUGAAAUGUGUCAUGAUAAUGACUGUGUCCGAACAGGUUUCCUGAACACUCGCCCCAUUGGUCGGCCUAACGGCUGGCCCCGCCCCAAACUCACCGCAUUGGUCGAGGCAGAAGUUAACA
Molecule: messenger RNA, 1128 nt
Organism: Sinocyclocheilus grahami
Lineage: Eukaryota; Metazoa; Chordata; Actinopteri; Cypriniformes; Cyprinidae
Gene: necap2
Product: NECAP endocytosis associated 2
Exons: 8
Coding region: 67-852 (261 amino acids)
Biological process (GO): endocytosis
Cellular component (GO): membrane; clathrin vesicle coat
Source: RefSeq, a predicted model, not a curated record